AGGAAAUUUAUUAACUAAUUCCAAGCCUAGCUAUGAGUUGAAAAAUGGGUUUUUAAAUUUGAUCUGGAAAGGUCUUAAUUGUCCUGAUAUAGAAGAACUGUUACUAAUAUUCCAAUGCUUUGAAAUGAGACAGACAAUACAACAGGCUACAAUCUAUUCUGAUGUUAACAACUUGAAAAUGGAUUUAAACACUUGUGGGAAUAGUCCUGUUGACCAGCCGAUACCAGCCAAGGGAUUCUGUCAUCUUUUAUCCGGUUGCCCUCAAUGUUGAAUGACGCGCUCAAGAUAACACGUAUUUAUAUUCGGCAGCGCAUUAGACCAUAAAUCAAUCUGUCCUUCCUUCGCGACUCAUCUGACUCUCUGUAGGUCUGUAACGUCGUCAGUGCAGUGUCAGCAUUGAAACUCAGCGAUGUCUAUGGUGCUGAAAUGGUUCCUCGUUUCUUUGUCCCUCUGCUCUGCCGUUAGCGCGGCAAGUAUGGGCGCAAAUAAUGCCAAUAAACAAGCUCCCCAAGGGUAUCUGGUUUUGGACACCAGUGCACCGACGAGCUGCUAUGAUAUACCGAGUAACACUGUCUGCCCGGCUUCAUUUUCCCACCAAGUUCCUGGGGCUGACGCAAUGCCGACAGCCUUGGCUAAUGUAACUCUUCAGAAUGUGCAAGUCGAGUUAAACCGUGUGGCCGUUUUUAAAGGUACCCCGAAGUGCCUUGAGGAUCUUCGCGAAUAUUCAUGCUCUAACUCGCUAAUGCAGUGCACGCCGAACAAGCAGUCACCUUACGGUUUCGUAUUGAAAUACAACGUAAACCGGACCAGGCGAGCCUGCGCAAAUGUCAAAAAAUCAUGUUCUCUUCCUGUUCAAGCGGCAACGAUUCACAACUGCGCCAUCAUUCAGACAAACCCUUACGACUUCGCGAUAUGUGAAAAGCAUACUGUUGUCCCUGGUGACGUCUGUUCAAGAACAGAUUACAUGUAUCCGAAAGCCUUUACGAAAUUCUACCCAAUCAAUACGAAUGGCUUUAAAGUACAGAUUUCUCAAUUUUCCAAAGUUGCCAAUAUAACAACGAAUCAUUCAUGCCUAAUGGAGUUUAUAGACGUAUACUGCAAUAUCUUGCGUGGUCCUAUUUGUUCGCUAAUGACUAAGCGUAUUUUCGCUAUUAGUCAACAGGAUUGCUCUAAAACAAUAACAAAAUGUAUUGUAAAUCCUGGUCACAAGGCGCAUUUACUGGAAGUUUGCAAGUCACUUCCGGAUGAAAAUUUUCCAAAAAUCGACCUUCCUGUAGUCUCCAACAGCAACAAUGCUGGAAAUUCUGCUGCCGGAAAGUAAUUGGACAUCUAUAGUGAGUUCUAUAUAUAAACAUCUGAAGUGAGAAUGCGCCCAUAUACAUGCUUGCGAGCCAGAUUUCUCAGUUUUUGUUUUUAAACACUUGGUAUCAGACAACUAUUUCAUCGCUUGUAUAAGGAUUCAGUCUUUUGAAAAUAUGAAAAUACCCCGCAGAUUUAUAUGAAUCGAAGCCCAUGGCAGUCCCGUUGAAUGGUCCCAGUUAUAGAUCCUAGUUCUAAUCUGCACCCUUAGAGAUAGCCGUGUGUCCGCAGAGGUUCUAUAUUCGUUUCUAGUCGGUAGGAAAUUAUAAAAAUAUUUUUUUAAAUAACCCUAUACUUCCCAUGCACAUUUGCACGUAAAAAUUUAAUUGGGACCAUUCCUACGUGGGCUGUCCUCGUUAGUAGGGAGUUUAAGCUUCACGUUAAACUCCAGGCGAAGAAACAUUUUUGGCUAAACGGCAAUAAAGAGCAAAUGGAUUUAAUUUUUGAAACCCAAAGUGAGACCCAAAGCACAAUCAAUGUUUAAACAUAAGAAAAAAAUGACACGAAUAAGUCGAACGAAAAUUCUGCGACGAAAGUUAGGCCUUGCUGUUUACCUGAAAUAGAAGUUUAAAAGUUUAUUAUUGGGACUAUUGUUGCAAUCUGGGCAUCGCAAAUAUUGAAACAUUGGAAGUUCUCACUUCGAUAUGUAUUGUCUCACUUUUUUUUUAUCCUCUAAGAUAAAUAGCACUAAAUAUAUAAGCUCGGAAUAUAAACGUUUAUUGCACGUUAAAAUGGUGGGUUGUCAUAUAGAUAUAAUUUCAAAGUGAUCUCAGAAAUCUGUAGUUUUACGCAAACUACCACUCAUAUGUAUUUCUGUUGAUGCUAUAAAUAUAAUAUGUAUUUCUAUUA
Messenger RNA from Dendronephthya gigantea, 2208 nucleotides. RefSeq lists its product as uncharacterized. Lineage: Eukaryota; Metazoa; Cnidaria; Anthozoa; Malacalcyonacea; Nephtheidae. The coding region runs from base 410 to 1321 and encodes 303 amino acids. The record is from RefSeq and is a predicted model, not a curated record. The transcript is spliced from 4 exons.